Messenger RNA from Cottoperca gobio, 2485 nucleotides. It is a transcript of the gene zdhhc15b, whose product is annotated as zDHHC palmitoyltransferase 15b. Lineage: Eukaryota; Metazoa; Chordata; Actinopteri; Perciformes; Bovichtidae. The transcript has 11 exons. The record is from RefSeq and is a predicted model, not a curated record. Gene Ontology annotation, molecular function: palmitoyltransferase activity. The coding region runs from base 61 to 1074 and encodes 337 amino acids.
AUAUCACUGAUGGAUAAAGCCCAGGAAUGGUAGUCGAUCGCAGAUAAGAACAGAGAUUAGAUGAACAUGGCUCUCUCCAGAGGUUUGAGAUGCUGUCAAAGGGUUUUCUCCUGGAUACCUGUUCUUAUAAUAACCUCCGUGGCGUUGUGGUCAUACUACGCCUACGUGUUUGAGCUAUGUCUUUUUACGCUCACCAACACACUGGAAAAGGUGGCCUAUCUACUGGUAUUUCAUGUUUGCUUUGUGAUGUUCUCCUGGACCUACUGGAAGUCCAUUUUUACCCCCCCUGCAUCACCAUGCAAAAAGUUUCAGCUGUCAUACUCAGACAAGCAAAGAUACGAGAUGGAAGAGAGGCCAGAUGCUCAGAAACAAAUCCUGGUUGAGAUCGCAAAGAAACUGCCCAUCUUUAGUCGAGCUCAGUCCGGAGCUAUCAGGUUCUGCGACCGCUGCCAGGUACUGAAGCCUGACCGCUGUCACCACUGCUCUGUUUGUGAAACGUGUGUCUUGAAGAUGGACCAUCACUGUCCCUGGGUGAACAACUGUGUGGGCUUUUCCAACUACAAGUUUUUCCUGCUUUUCCUCUCCUACUCCAUGCUGUAUUGUGUAUUCAUUGCAGCAACAGUCUUUCAGUAUUUCCUUAAAUUCUGGGUGGGGGACUUGCCAAAUGGGCCCGCUAAGUUUCAUGUACUCUUCCUCAUGUUUGUGGCGCUCAUGUUCUUCGUCAGUCUCAUGUUCCUCUUUGGAUACCACUGUUGGUUGGUGGCCAAGAACCGAUCCACUUUAGAGGCUUUCUCAGCUCCAGUUUUUGUCAGUGGACCAGACAGAAAUGGCUUUAAUGUCGGCAUACGCAGAAACCUGCAGCAGGUAUUUGGAGAGGAUCGGAGGCUGUGGUUCAUCCCUGUUUUCACAAGCCAAGGGAACGGACACUAUUUCCCCUUGAAGAAUCGGAGUUCUGAGUCCCACAACCCCUUAUUAGCUAAUGAAGACAUGUGGGAAGAGUCGGAUGAUGGCUCUGAGGAGGGAAGCUUGGUUGAGGACCAUGACCCCUCUGUUACCAUUGAGAUGGAGGAAUAGUAAUGUAAUGUAAGAACAAUCUACACUGGUACAGAGGAUGUAGAUUAAUUUCGCACACACUGUGUACCACGAGGCAAGUGCAUUCCAUAUCACGUGGAUCGUCAGACACUGACAAAAAUUCUGAAGGGGGGCCAAACGUGUGGAUUUAAAAACCUGCAUUUGGAUUGUCAUUGCCACUUUUACCUGUGUUUUACAUAAUGAUGAUAGAAGAACUGAAUGGACAUCCAGUAGCAUCACCUCUCCUCUCAUGGACAACAGUAACGGUUUGAUUCAGACAAAAAACUUGUCAAACAUUACCUUGCAUACAAAAAGAUAACUGCUAUUUAUUAUUUUAUAUCCCUCCGGUUGUUCAUCUCAAGGUACUGGCCUCUGUAGGAUUAUAAAUUACUGUUAAUUGGGGAACUUCUGUCUGGCACUGUAUUACUUUAUAUGCCUCUGUUUCAGUGUUUCACCUUAGAGCUUGGACUGUGCAGGGUGGUGGGAUAUAAAUUAACACCCAUAAUGCUCCAGAGGUCUCUUAUAGUGAUUCAGUUCUCUGGCCUCUACCCAUUUGGGUCUUGCAGUAUAUUAACAUAAGAUUUAACUUGACUUUUUUUCUCAAUGAACAAACAUAUUUUAUUAACCGACUUAACCUCCGCCUUAUUAAUAUAUUUAUUCUUGUGUUUUCGGAGUCCAUUUCUCCUAAGAAUGUAUUCGGCCCCCUGCUUGUGAAUAGACUAUGCCAACAUUUUGGGCACCUAUUUACGAAACAACCUCUCAUGUUAUGCUUUAAUAGAGUACUUCAGCAUUAAUAGUGAUGCCAUUACCAAUGUCUGAUCAGACUGGUGAUUGUAAUAAACACAGAACUAGCAUUCAUUUGUAGCUUUGAUUCACUACAGCUCAUUAUGUUUGAGAACCAUGCUAAAGUCUCAACCAGAGUAUUAUGGCAAACUAAAUAUCAUGGUUAUCAUUUUUCAGUGGUGUGACAUCCUGAAUAAACUGUACAUGACUUCAAAUAUAUGUUUAAAAAAAAAAAUCGGUUUGAUUUUAAGGUCCGGGAUGAUCAUACGAGGAAAAACUGAUAAGACAUUUAUUAACAAUAAUUAUCACAAUCUUGUCUUUCUACCAUAUCAGCCAUCCCUAGCACGGUUACACUUCUGUGACAGGAACGUGACGUGAAAGCAGCUUUCAUCAUAGGCACACAUUCAUUUAUAGGUUCGUUGUCUGUUAUCACUUUUGAUCUUUUUAAACAUGCAGCUAACUGUGUAUAUAUCUAUAUCUAUAUAUAACGACUGAUCCUCAUCCACUGGUUGGUCGAGCGAUCUUCUGCAAUAUAAUGUUUUACAUUUUUUUCUACAUAUGUUUAUGCAUUUAAAAUGUUUUAAUAACAAUGAAACGGUUUGGUUUAACGUGUGUAUUUAGCCAGUGUUCU